CGCUAUACCAGUUCACCUCGGAAGUUUUGCAGACUGGAUAUGGCAUCAAACGUAGAUUCCGCCGGGGCAUCCCAGCCGCCUUACUAUGUUGCUAGGUCCGAUAUCUGCGUCAGUGGCAAUGAACGGCGCGUUGGCAAUGGCAUGUUUGCCUCGCGCGAUUUUGAAGCGGGAACACUCAUCUUCGCACUAAAGCGACCUCUGGUGGGCGUCUUGGAUACGAAGGCGCUGCAAAACACAUGUGGAAACUGUUAUGCAUCCGCUCAGGGAACAUCUGAUGGCUCGACAAUGUUUUUGGACAGGAGCAUCCAAGUAAGCGCCUGCGUGGGUUGUAAAUACUAUCGAUAUUGCAGCAAGGUCUGCCAAAAGAAAGCCUGGCAGAGAGUCCACAAGCACGAGUGUAAGAUACUCAAGGAGCUGAAUGGCAGAGUGCUCCCGCCCGCUGUCCAAGCCACGAUGGAAAUCCUGAUCAGAAGAAAACACGGCUUGAUUACGGAGCAGCAAUGGCAGAUGCUUUGCGCUCUUCAAGCUCAUUCUCUCGAGCUCAAGCAAAACGGCAAAUACAACGAUAUCGGGCUCAUGGCAAUGGGUGCCUUGAACUUUUCGAGGACGCAGGACACUUAUACUAUCGACUUUGUUGAACAGAUGUAUUCCAGGGUUCUAACCAAUUCUCUGACCUUGGUUACGCCGACAUAUGACCCAAUAGGCCUAGUCAUGGACGAAAGGAUUGCAAACAUCAACCAUUCCUGUGACCCGAAUGCGUACAUCGUCAUGGAUGGGCCGGAAAUUGCCGUGCGGGCGCUCAAACCGGUGCAAAAGGACGAGGAGAUCUACAUCUCGUACAUUGAUGCGACCCUUCCCUAUGCGCGGCGGCAAGCAGAGCUGAAGAGUCAUUGGUUCUUCACUUGCAGAUGCAUCAAGUGCCAAAAGGGGACUACUACGUCGGAAGAGGCAUGGGCUACUGAUCCUCACGACCUUAGUCACGAGUGGAAGCGGAAAGGGACGGCUUUGUUAACGAAAGACCUUGCAACUGAUGCUAGAAAUUACGUAGGGGAGUCACAGGACGAGAGGAUUGUUGCAGCACUCCAAGGCUGGGUAUUCGACACGUAUCAGACGCAGCAGAGAAUGUCUGGCGCCGAGGCGAUCAAGUGCAUUCAAGAUUGCAUGCAAGAUUGCCACAACUCCAGGUUGUGGCCGGUAUACCGACAGCCUUUCGCGGCAUUGCGAGACGACCUGAUCGUAAACAUGCUAUCAGAGCAGAAAUAUGCGAGCGCCUGGCCACACUGUGCCAAGCGCUACAGAGACAUACUACCCGAGCUGUACCCUCAAGUGGCACAUCCUAUCCGUGUCAUUCAGGUAUGGCAAACAGCACUAUUGGCCAUGUACCUGGCAGGAGAGAAGGAAUUCGUAAUGGAAGGCGCAGACAUGUGCAUCAUCGGCUUAAUGCUGGUAAAGGAGGUGCAAGGCCUUUGCGUGUUGAGUCAUGGAGAGACCAGCGCAUUCACUACGAGUGUGAGGCGAAAGUAUGAAGAAGUUCUUGGAGGUCUCGGUCCUGGCGUAAGUAUCACAGACAGUCAGAUGAAGGAGCAGCGGGAGAUGCUAUUCAAAAUGGCAGAUUCUGUGGCGUAUUGAACCGGGAGGUCCAAAGGCCAGAAUCGGAAUCGGAGAGAGGGUAGAAUGUGAGAGAAGAGGAUUAAGAGUCGAAAGAAAGCAUAUCUGGAGAGAAGCGCCCAAUUCUGGGAUGCAGGUCCGUCGUGAGCCCGGAACACACGGUGCAAGUUCGUGCAAAAGAGUAUUGCGGGAUUCACUCACCACGUCAUGUACACUCACUACCGUGUACGCACCUCGCUUU
Molecule: messenger RNA, 1849 nt
Organism: Westerdykella ornata
Lineage: Eukaryota; Fungi; Ascomycota; Dothideomycetes; Pleosporales; Sporormiaceae
Product: SET domain-containing protein
Exons: 3
Coding region: 40-1629 (529 amino acids)
Cellular component (GO): nucleus
Molecular function (GO): protein binding
Source: RefSeq, a predicted model, not a curated record